UAAUAUCGUGAAGAGCAUCAAGCGAUCGAGAUGCAAGCUAUAUACUUGCAUUUAUCAUAUUAAAAUUUUUCUGUUGUUGUCUGAUAUCGUUCUUGACGUACGGGAUUUUCAAGAAAUUAAAUCUCUGGAAACGAGAAAAAGAAAUCAUCAUGUCAAAGAUAAGAGUACUAGAUGGUGGUUUCUCUACGCAACUGUCCACCCACGUAGGUGAGAAAAUCGACGGUGAUCCUCUAUGGACCGCACGUUUUCUCAUAACGGAUCCGAAAGCCGUCUUCGCUACUCACUUGGACUUUUUGCGCGCUGGUGCUGAUAUCAUCGAGACAAAUACGUAUCAAGCAACCAUCGACGGUUUUGUAAAACAUUUGGGUAUCAGCAAAGAAGAAAGUCUUGAGAUCAUUCGUAAAGCCGUCGAUUACGCUAAGGAUGCCGUGAACGUUUACAGUAAAGAAAUAGAGGGCAAUGAAAAUGUGAAGAAUCGAAAACCACUGAUCGCUGGAUCGUGUGGGCCUUAUGGCGCUUGUUUGCACGAUGGCUCAGAGUAUACUGGUUCGUACUGUAUUAAUGUGUCGCGAGAAUUUUUGAUCGACUGGCAUAGACCUCGCAUACGGGCUUUGCUGGAAAAGGGUGUUGAUUUAUUGGCGAUAGAAACGAUACCUUGCGUUCGUGAGGCGGAGGCUGUAAUCGAUCUACUCAAGGAGUUUCCAGAUACACAGGCAUGGCUAUCAUUCUCCUGUAGAGACGAUGGAAAGAGCUUAGCAGACGGUAGCAACUUUCAAGAGAUUGCCGUGAGGUGUUACAAAAAUGCGCUGCCUGGACAAAUAUUAGCGAUCGGCAUUAAUUGCAUUGCUCCACAAUUCGUUACUACUCUGUUGCAAGAUAUCAAUAAAGGCAAGUCAGACGAUCUUAUACCGUUGGUGGUAUACCCUAACAGCGGAGAAAAAUAUAUUGUAUCUGAAGGAUGGAAGAAGGAAGGAGAAUCCGCCUCUUUACACGAAUUCAUUGAUGAAUGGUUGGAUUUUGGUGUUCGCUACAUUGGUGGAUGUUGUAGAACAUAUGCUACAGAUAUUAAACAAAUAAGAUCUAAAGUAGACCAACAGCGGACAUAAACAUAUAUACAUUUAAUGACUAUCGUGAGGAUGACUUCAUACAAUUUUUAUGAUAACGAAUUUAUAUUAAAUGUUUGCGCAAAGGCAAAAUAUAUUACACAAGACAUAAGAUAAAUAAUGCAUCUAAAUUUUAUUUCUGCAAAUUUUUAAAUAAAUGUGUAUAUACUCCAA
Solenopsis invicta (red fire ant) is the source of this 1277-nucleotide messenger RNA. Its product is annotated as homocysteine S-methyltransferase YbgG. The coding region runs from base 150 to 1106 and encodes 318 amino acids. Lineage: Eukaryota; Metazoa; Arthropoda; Insecta; Hymenoptera; Formicidae. The transcript has a single exon. The record is from RefSeq and is a predicted model, not a curated record. Gene Ontology annotation, biological process: S-methylmethionine cycle. Gene Ontology annotation, molecular function: zinc ion binding; S-adenosylmethionine-homocysteine S-methyltransferase activity.